Anthonomus grandis grandis is the source of this 1279-nucleotide messenger RNA. Its product is annotated as geranyl diphosphate synthase-like. The coding region runs from base 60 to 1253 and encodes 397 amino acids. Gene Ontology annotation, biological process: trans, trans-farnesyl diphosphate biosynthetic process. The transcript has 8 exons. Gene Ontology annotation, cellular component: cytoplasm. The record is from RefSeq and is a predicted model, not a curated record. Lineage: Eukaryota; Metazoa; Arthropoda; Insecta; Coleoptera; Curculionidae. Gene Ontology annotation, molecular function: dimethylallyltranstransferase activity; (2E,6E)-farnesyl diphosphate synthase activity.
AUGACGUUACAGUACAUUUUUGAGGUGUAAAGUGAUAAGUUCUAAGGAAAUUAAUAAAAAUGUUCUGCUCUAAACUUCCAACUGUGAACCAAGUCAGGCUAAUAUCGGAACACUGCAUCAGAAAUCGAUUAACUCUAACAUCUUUAUUAUCAGGAAACCAGAGGAACUUCUUCGGUUCAUCACAUGAAAUAGAAAAUAAAGUAUACGAGAACAAGGAGAAACUGAUAGCAAAUUUCUCACUGAUAGAAAAGUGUGUUAAAGAAACGUUUGAUUAUGAAAUACUCGCUGAGACAUAUGACGAAGUUUUAGGGAGUAUGAAUUACAUAUCUACAGGGGGCAAAAUGUGGAGACCCUGCAGCUUAAUAUGCACCUACAAGCUGCUAGAAAAACCGGAAAACAUCACUGAGGAAAAUCUAAAACUUGCGUAUAUUUAUGCCUGGUGCACUGAAAUUAUUCACGGCUUGGGAGCCCUCAUUGACAACAUUCAAAGAACUGCUCUGAUGCGAAGAAAUAAAAAAAGCUUUAUCUUUUUACCAGAAAUUACAGAAAAUGUUAUGUCUUAUGCCCAAACAAUUGAUUUUUUGGCCAAUGAUAUAAUUAUCAGGUAUUUCGGAGCUCACCCCAGCCAAGAAAUUUUAUUAGACAAUAUUGCGAGAGGAAAAUUCAGGUGUUAUAGCGGUUUAGUUUAUGAGCCACUGUUCGUAGACUAUAGUACAAAAAGAGCUUUUUUCAGCACAUUCACUAUGGAAAAUUACUUAAAAGUCAUUAAAUACAAAUACGGUUAUUACGGCAUAAGAGUUCCCAUUGAAGGCGGGAUGGCUUUGGCAAAUCAACACGAUCCUCAAAAAAUUGAGAAUUCUGCUACAGUAUUGGACCAGUUAGGGGUAGCUUACAAUAUGAAGGAUGAUUUCAAUGAUUUAUUAGUAAAUACAACUCAAAAAGAAAUCACUGAUGAUAUGGACAAUUAUAUUACUCAAUCCAAGUUUACUUGGUUUGCUGUUAAGACCUUGGAGCUAGGAAAUGCUGAUCAAAAAAGAGUAUGGCAGCAACACUACGGAAUCAAGAAGCAGGAAAGUAUAUUGAAGGUGCUCUCUGUCUACCAAGAGCUACGGCUAGAGCAACUAUUCCAAGAAGAAAAGGAUCGCCAAAUUAAGUUUUUAAAAGAAGAAAUUCCGAAAAUUAGGAAUGGGGUUCCGGAAAAUGUGCUAUAUAGCUUAGCUGAAGGAUUGCUAGAAGUUAAGCUUAGGAAUUAAAUAAAGAAACUGUUUGAAAACCUAAA